AUGAAUCAUUGGUAUAGCAGAGUUUUAGAACCGCUUUUGCGCGGGCCGAAUGAAAACUUGAUAGAGUUUUCUCGCACCAAGGGCGUAUUGAAGAGGUACGUGAAAUGUAUAUCUUGUCAACAAGAUAUGGAAACUAGACCAUACUCUAGAAAUAGAGAUGGAGUGGCAUUUAGGUGUAUUAACUACAGUAAAUACAUUUCUAUUCGCAUUGAAUCGCUAUUAUCAAGUUUCAAUGUACCUCUGAGUAGCAUACUACAGAUAUGUUAUAAAUGGUUUAACAACCAAACUCAAGUACAGAUAGGGUCAGAGGUGAACGUGGGAAGAAAGAUAAUUAUGAAAAUAAUUGAUCUUCUACGAAGUCAGUGUUUAAAAUAUGCCAUUGAAAACCUGCUUCGCCUCGGAGGCGACAGUAUGGUUGUUCAAAUAGAUGAAAGUCUAUUUCGACAUAAACAAAAAUACCAAUGUGGCAGACAGCCAGAAAGAGAGAUAUGGGUAUUUGGUUUGGCAGAUGUGUCAUUCACCCAGCUAAAAUCUCAUUUCAUGUUGUUCUCAAAAGGGCAGCUUUCACGCUUUUACCAAUAA
Molecule: messenger RNA, 582 nt
Organism: Hepatospora eriocheir
Lineage: Eukaryota; Fungi; Microsporidia; Hepatosporidae
Source: the annotation of a GenBank genome assembly